AUGGCUGGCCAGAAGUACAAUCACAAGGAGGUCAAGGCCGCCGCAAGGCGCAGAGUCGAAGAUCCGGCUAAGCGUACCACCAGCAACUCGACUUCAUCACCUGUUCUUCGGGUCUCCGAUGAUGUCAGCGACUCGGACUCAGACUCGGUCCAAUCUCUUGGAGACUUUGAUCCCGUCGGAGACGGAUUGGACAUCAAUGGUGGCGCUGAUCUUUCUGAUAUUACCACACCACCCACUAGCCCUCUCAUCCAUGCACCAACACCUUUUGCAGCCGAUCGUUUGUUUGAAAGAAACACUGCUGGCAGAGCUCGUGGUCUCUCUGAGAAGUCUCUUGCGUUGCGUGUCGUUGACGACUUUGGAGUACAUGACGCUGGCCUCAAACGGACCCACCCUGAACUCCUUCGACACGGUCUUCACAUUUUCAUCGAUGCUUCCAACCAAAUUCUUGGCUUCUAUGACGCUCUCAAACAGCUGCUUGGCGUUCACAAGCACAAACCCUUGCCUCCUUGUAUCAGCAUGAGCGCAGUGCACGAGGUUUUGGCACGAAAACGCACCGUCGUCAAAAGCUACAUCGCCGGUUCCAAGAACCCUACACACAAGAGGCGGUCGAGGUAUUUCGACGACGCCGAGGCGCUUGGCUAUCGACCGCUGGUAAAGAACCGAGUCACAUUGCCCAAGGACGCGAAGUCCCAGAGAAGACACUACUACGAUGACGACUCUGAUGAUAUGGCAGGCUCGUACCAAGCGGAGGAAGGCGUGGACGAGAUGAUUCAGACGCAGAUGCACUACAGCGUGAUGGACGACAACCCCGGUGUCAUGGUCCUUGUGACCGGUGAUGGCAACCAGAACGAAACCGGAUUCUCCGACGGUUUCCCAGCCGACGUUAAGAGGGCUCUCAAACGUGGCUGGGCCGUCGAGAUUUAUGCCUUCAAGAACACCUGCGCCGGCAUCUGGACUAGCCCGGAAUUCGUCGAUAACGACCAAUGGGCUGGCCGUUACAGCGUCAACUAUCUCGAUGCAUACACUCAGGCGUUCUGCAACCCCGUCUACCGUCCCCAGUUGGAGAGUCUCGCCGCAGAGCACGCGUCUCGUCCCGGCCUUCGCUCUGUGCAGAGUUCUUUCAAGCGCAAAACUCACUGGACUGUAUCUCUUGGAAAAGAGGCUGUCAAUGAGUCGACGCUGAUAGUCAAGUCGGAGAAGUUUUCGGCUGCUCAGGCCAGCCCGCUCCAGGGCAAAUGGAGGAUACCUUCUCCUCAGAAGAAGGUGAAGAGCUUUGGAUCGGUGCUAAGCUACCGACCGGCCCCAUUGGACCAAUUCACAUCAAGUCGAUCGAGCAGCACUGUCGGUCACGAACAGCAGCUGCAAAUUUCCACAUCCAACGCCUUGGACGAGGUUGACUCCAUUGCCACCAGUAGCAUCACCGCUUUCCGAUGCGCGGCUUCUCUCAGGCCGGCAUCCGGGCUCGCGAAUGAUGCGUCUGGGUCGUUCCACAAGUCGAUUUCGCCUUUGGGCAUCAAGAUUUGA
Colletotrichum karsti is the source of this 1524-nucleotide messenger RNA. RefSeq lists its product as uncharacterized. The record is from RefSeq and is a predicted model, not a curated record. Lineage: Eukaryota; Fungi; Ascomycota; Sordariomycetes; Glomerellales; Glomerellaceae. The coding region runs from base 1 to 1524 and encodes 507 amino acids. The transcript has a single exon.